Molecule: messenger RNA, 342 nt
Organism: Uncinocarpus reesii 1704
Lineage: Eukaryota; Fungi; Ascomycota; Eurotiomycetes; Onygenales; Onygenaceae
Exons: 2
Coding region: 1-342 (113 amino acids)
Source: RefSeq, a predicted model, not a curated record
AUGGUUGUUGAAGAAGAAAAUCUGGUGGAUUUUGAAAAAAUUGAAAGCUUUUUGUUUGGUGUCGCGCCAAGCAGCAUCUUGCCAGACUCGAUAAACGGCGACAACAACGAUGAGCGUGCCGGCCAUGGCUUCAAGAUUGUCGAGUCUAUGGUGGACGUUUAUCAAAAUCUCCGCAGGUGGCUCAUAUGCCAACCAGACGCCCAUGCCCGGUAUGCUGUACGGGCACCUAUCACGGCAAUGACACAUCAUGAGAACAUCGACAGUGCCGUUGAAUUGCGGUCGAAUUCUGCUUCCGCAUGGGGCCCUGGAGCUGUGUUACUGAAAAUGGAUACUCACGGAUGA